UUCAAACCCGAAGUGUCUGCCACGCUCAAGGGCGAGUGCAGCCUGGAGAUGAUUAUGGAUAUGCAGAGACCUGCCCUGCUCGCCUCCAUUGCCCUCCGAGUCAUGCAUCCUCAGCUCUACUGGGCUUCCCUAAGGACGCACAUUGAGCUCGGCCAUUGGUCAGCACAGCAAGGAUUGCACGACAUGCAUCGCCUCUUGAAGCAUUGGGCCUCGGUUUACACAGGGGCUGCUGUCAUGUGUAACCAUGAUUCUCCUUGUCACCGAGAUCCAAAAUGCCCGCCCGAGGCAUUUGACAUACUGACUUGCAUUGGUAGCUACUGA
Messenger RNA from Suillus fuscotomentosus, 321 nucleotides. RefSeq lists its product as uncharacterized. The annotation marks the transcript as partial. The record is from RefSeq and is a predicted model, not a curated record. Lineage: Eukaryota; Fungi; Basidiomycota; Agaricomycetes; Boletales; Suillaceae. The transcript has a single exon.